Symsagittifera roscoffensis is the source of this 932-nucleotide messenger RNA. RefSeq names its product phospholipid scramblase 1-like. The record is from RefSeq and is a predicted model, not a curated record. Bases 157 to 861 code for a protein of 234 amino acids. Gene Ontology annotation, biological process: plasma membrane phospholipid scrambling. Gene Ontology annotation, molecular function: phospholipid scramblase activity. The transcript has 7 exons. Gene Ontology annotation, cellular component: plasma membrane. NCBI's taxonomy places the organism in Eukaryota, Metazoa, Xenacoelomorpha, Acoela, Convolutidae.
CAAACUGCAGUAGCUUUCACAGUCAAAUUUUUAUCAUGCUGUCAUCAACAAUGCAGAUUUUUCUACUGUCUUAAUUGAUUGAAACCAUAAAUGGUGUUGAUUGUUUUGAAGUUCUACAAUUUUACUGACUGUUUACAAUAAACAAGCUGUUGAGAUAUGCAAGUAGGCGCCACUCAGUACAACAACUGGAUUCCCAAUGGGUGCCCGCCUGGUCUGGAGUACCUGGCUCAGAUUGACCAGGUGUUCAUCAAAAAACACGUGGAUAUGAGACCGGGAGGCACGACUGGCGCGAUCACUCACAAUAAAUAUGUACUCAUGAAUUCAGCUGGGCAACAUUUCUUCUGUGCCCGCGAGGAGUUCGAUGGAUGUGAGCGUAAUUGUUGCCCUACGACGAUGGGGUUCAUUCUGCAUGUUACAGAUAACAAUGGAUCAGAAGUACUCCGUUUCAGAAAAGAGUACUCUCAGUGUAAUACAGAAAUCUAUGUUGUAACUCCGACAGGCAAGCAACUUGGGAAAGUGGCCCAAAGCGAGGAAGGAACGUGUUGUGAUUAUCAAAUGAGAGUCCGAGACGAUCAAGGAAACUUCAUUCUAUUCAUUGAAACUUACGACGUCUUCAACUUUGAUUGGAACACACUCAUAACGUCAGCCGAGUUCAAAAUACUCAGUCCCGACAAAGUGCACACCGUCGGAGUCAUAAAAAGAGUGCGCCAAUCGACUUAUGAUGGAUAUGUCUCAAAUUUGGAGUUUUCUAUCCAUUUUCCAUUGGAUUUGGACGUGAAGGCCAAAGCAUUACUCAUCGGUGCAGCAUUUCUAUUAGACUUUCUGUUUUUCGAACAAACCGACCGCCGGUUCGAGGAUUGAUGGACUGUUGAAAUUGAUUAUACAAUGUCCGGUAGUGCAAAUAUCUGAAAAAAAAACUAGAAAAAAAAAAA